UUUAGAAAGAUGUUCUAAGGGAAUAUGUCGAUUAUUACUACAUUUUUUUAAUAACUAAAUUCAUGUAAUCAACAAAAUCGGAAAUAUAGCAACAGUUUAUUAACACAGAAAUGAAUGUUAAGGAAGAAAUGGAUAUCCAUGAUGAUUUUCUAUCGAAUAUCGAUGUAAAACAAGAAUUAUUUGACGAAAUAUCUACUCUAAAAAUUCAAAAUACAAAUGAACAAAUAUAUGCAAUUUAUUCAAUCAAACAAGACAUAAAAGAUGACUUGAAUACAGAUAAAAUAUUUCAUAACAAUGUGAAAGCAUUUAGUGAAAGAAAAAGGAACAUUCUUACUUCACACAACAUAAGAAACAAACUAAAAUAUUUAAAAGUUGAUCAUGGAAAGCGAACUAAAUCAAAAGUUGCAGGACUGAUAAAAAAACGAAAAAAUAUUCAACCAAAUGCUAUGAGGUUAGUGAUAUGUGUAUAUUGUGGGAAUUUAUACACCAAACAAGUAGAAUUGUUAUGCCAUUUACAAAUGAAUCAUUGGAUAGAAGGGAAAAAAAUAUAUAAUACUAAAAUUCACCAUAAAAGUAAAAGUGAUAUUUGCAUUAUGGGAAAUCUUGAUAUAAAAGAUGAAGUUGAUAUAGUUGAGCAUAAAUUGAAAGUGGAGUUGCAAGAAACCAGGGAUCAGUUGGAUUUUACUGAUAAUUUAAUCCCAUGUGUGAAUGAGGUUUCAGAACCAUUCCAUAGGAGCAUUUGCUUAAAAUCGUUCCCAGAUAAACUUCAAACAGAAGAAAAGCUAUUUAAAUGUUACCUUUGUAUGAAAUCUUUUGCAUGGAAAAGUAGUUUGAUUACUCAUUUACAAAGUCACACAGGUAAAAAACCUUUCAAUUGUGACAUUUGUAUGAAAACUUUUUCACAGAGAAGUGAUUUGAAGAGACAUUUGCGUAGUCAUACAGGAGAAAAGCCAUUUAAAUGUGACAUUUGUUGGAAAUCAUUUUCUGAUAAAAGUAAUUUAAUUAAACAUAUGCGUAAUCAUACAGGGGAAAAGCCAUUCAAAUGUGACAUUUGUAUGAAAUCGUUUCCAUAUAAAAUUAGUUUGAGCAAACAUUUGUCUAAGCAUGCAGGAGUAAACGCAUUUAAAUGUGACAUUUGUUUGAAACCAUUUUGUCACAAAAGUAAUUUAAAUGUACACAUGCAUAAACACAUAGGGGAAAAGCCAUUUAAAUGUGACAUUUGUUUAAAAGCAUUUUUUCAUAAAAGUAAUUUAAAUAUACAUAUGCGUAGUCACACUGGAGAAAAACCAUUCAAAUGUGACAUUUGUUUGAAAGUUUUUUCACAAAUGAGUAGUUUGAAUAUACAUUUGCGUGGUCAUACAGGGGAAAAACCAUUCAAAUGUGACAUUUGUUUUAAAACUUUUACAAGGAUAAGCGGUUUGAAAAUACAUUUGCAUAGUCAUACAGGAGAAAAACCAUUCAAAUGUGACAUUUGUUUAAAAACAUUUUCAGAGAUGAAUAGUUUAAACAAACAUUCUGUUGUGCAUACAGGAGAAAAACCAUUCAAAUGUGAUAUUUGUUCAAAAUCUUUCUCACGGAAAAGUAGUUUAAAUGUACAUUUGCGUAUUCAUACAGGAAAAAAGCCAUUUAAAUGUGAAAUUUGUAAGAAAUCUUUCACACAUAAAAGUAGUUUGAAUAUACAUUUACAAAGUCACACGGGUGAAAAGCCAGUCAAUUGUCAGGUUUGUUUGAAACCAUUUUCUCAUAAAAAUAAUUUAAAAGUACAUAUGCUAAAGCACACUGGGGCAAAGCCAUUCAAUUGUGACAUUUGUUUAAAAUCAUUUUCUUAUAAAAGUUAUCUAAAAAUACAUAGGAGUAGUCAUACAGGAGAAAAGCCAUUCAAAUGUGAAAUUUGUUUAAAAUCUUUCUUACAGAAAUGUGGCUUGAAUAAACAUUUGCUCAGGCACACAGAAGAAAUACAAUGUGAAAAACCAGUUAAAUGGUCGCAUUCAGCGGACGAAACCGUUGUUCAACCCAAACAGAAUCGUUCCAUAGUCUUUAUAAUGGACGUGAAACCAGAAAUAGAAGAUGCUCUCAUUAAAGAGGAAAAAUUUGAUAUCGAAGAACUUGAUAUCAAACAGGAGAAUGACAAAUUUUUACAACUAACAUGUGAUAAUGUUAAAAUGAAAAAGAUGAUUUAUAAGGAAGGCCUAGAGUGUAAAUUGGAAACAGGCAUAGAAAUAGAUGAGAUCAAAUGGCAUCGAACAUCGUUCACCGAUGACCAAAUUGACUGUUUAGAGGAAGGGUUGUUAAAAGAUGAAAAACGCCUGAACACAAAUACUAUUUCUGGGAUUGUGAUUUGUGGGUUUUGUGGAAAUCUAUACACAAAACAAGUAGAAUUCCAUUACCAUUUUUCAACAAAUCAUUUCAUGAAAAGACGUAAUUUAUUUAAGAUGACGUUUCUCAGAAAAAAUAGAAGCUGCAUUAAAACACGAAAUGGGAUUUCAAGGAAUAUGAAUGAAGAUGUCAAAAAUGGAAUUGAUCUACUAGAAGAUGAAUUAAAAAUAGAGUCGCAGGAAACUAAGUGUAAAUUCAAUACUGAUAAAAAGCCAUUCGAAUGUAAUAUUUGUAUCAAAUCGUUUAUGACAAAACAAUUGUUGAAAUUGCACUUGUUUUGUCAUACAGGUGAAAAACCAUUCAAAUGUGACAUUUGUUUAAAAACUUUUACAUUGAAACGUAGUUUGAAAAUUCAUUUGCGUGGUCACACAGGAGAAAGGCCAUUCAAAUGUGAUGUUUGCUCAAAAACUUUUUCACAAAAAAAUAGUUUAACCACACAUUUGUGUGGUCAUAUAGAUGAAAAACCGUUCAAAUGUGACCUUUGCGUAAAACAGUUUUCAGACAAAGUAUCUUUAAUAGGACAUGUUUGUAGUCACACUGAGGAAAAACCAUUUAAAUGUGACAUUUGUUUAAAGACUUUUGCAUUCAAAAGCAGUUUGAAUACUCAUUUAGAUAGUCAUACAGGGGAAAAACCAUUCAAAUGUGACAUUUGUUUGAAAAGUUUUCCACUGAAAAGUAGUUUGAAAAUUCAUUUGCUCAACCACAAAGGAGUAAAGCCAUUCAAGUGUGACAUUUGUUUGAAAACAUUUUUAAUGAAAGGUAAUUUAAACACACAUCUACGUACUCAUACAGGAGAAAAACCAUUCAAAUGUAACAUUUGUUUCAAGAGUUUUUCAUGGAAAACGAAUUUAUUGUCACAUUAUAUCAGUCACACAGGAGAAAAACCAUUCAAAUGUGAUAUUUGUUUGAAAACUUUUACACUGAAAAAUAGUUUGAAUACACAUUUGCGUAUUCACACGGGGGAAAAACCAUUCAAAUGUGACGUUUGUUCAAAAACUUUUUCACAACAAAAUAGUUUAACCACACAUUUGCGUUACCAUACUGGGGAAAAGCCAUUUAAAUGUGAUAUUUGUUUAAAACAGUUUUCAGACAAAGUAUCUUUAACAAGACAUGCUCGUAGCCACACUGGGGAAAAACCAUUCGAAUGUGACAUAUGUUUGAAGAAAUUUUCAGUAAAAGUAUCCUUAACACGACAUGUUCGUAGUCACACUGGGGAAAAACCAUUCAAAUGUGAUGUUUGUUCAAAAACUUUUUCACAAAAAAAUAAUUUAACCAAACAUUUGCAUUAUCAUACAGGGGAAAAGCCAUUUAAAUGUGACAUUUGCUUCAAACAGUUUCCAGAAAAAGUAUGUUUAACAAGACAUAUUCGUUGUCACACUGUAGAAAAACCGUUCAAAUGUGAUAUCUGUUUGAAAAGUUUCACAAUGAAAAGUAGUUUGAAUACUCAUUUGCUUAGUCACACGGGAGAAAAACCAUUCAAUUGUGAUAUUUGUUCAAAAAAAUUUUCACAAAGAUAUAGAUUAAUUACACAUUUGCGUUAUCAUACAGGGGAAAAGCCAUUCAAAUGUGACGUUUGUUCUAAAACUUUUUCACAAAAAAAUAGUUUAACCACACAUUUGCUAUGUCAUACAGGGGAAAAACCAUUCAAAUGUGAUAUUUGUUUGAAAACUUUCACAUUAAAAACUGGUUUGAAUACUCAUUUGAAUAUUCACACAGAAGAAAAACCAUUCAAAUGUGACAUUUGUUUGAAAAAUUUCACUUUAAAAAGCAGUUUGAAUACACAUUUUCGUAUUCACACAGGAGAAAAACCAUACAAAUGCGACAUUUGUUCGAAAAGUUUUCCACGGAAAAGUAAUUUGAAAAUUCAUUUGCACAAGCAUGAAGGGGGAGAGCCGUUCAAAUGCGACAUUUGUUUUAAACCGUUUUCACAGAAAGCUAGUUUAAAUUCACAUCUACGUACUCAUACAGGGGAAAAACCAUUCAAAUGUGACAUUUGCUUGAAAACAUUUUCAUGGAAAACAAAUUUAGUAACACAUUCUCUCAGUCACACAGGAGAAAAACCAUUCAAAUGUGAUAUUUGUUUGAAAACUUUCGCAUUUAAAAGUAGUUUGAAUAAACAUUUGCUCAAUCACACGGAGCGGAAACCAUUCAAAUGUGACAUUUGUUUAAAAACUUUUUCACAAAAAUAUAAUCUAACCACACAUUUGCGUUAUCAUACAGGGGAAAAGCCAUUCAAAUGUGACAUUUGCUCGAAACAGUUUUCAGUAAAAGUAUGUUUAACACGACAUAUGCGUAUUCACACAGGGGAAAAACCGUUUAAAUGUGAUAUUUGUUUGAAAACUUUUUCAUGGAAAACUAAUUUAGUAAAACAUUCUCUCAGUCACACCUGA
Molecule: messenger RNA, 4766 nt
Organism: Diorhabda carinulata
Lineage: Eukaryota; Metazoa; Arthropoda; Insecta; Coleoptera; Chrysomelidae
Product: zinc finger protein 845-like
Exons: 6
Coding region: 111-4766 (1551 amino acids)
Biological process (GO): regulation of DNA-templated transcription
Molecular function (GO): DNA-binding transcription factor activity, RNA polymerase II-specific; RNA polymerase II cis-regulatory region sequence-specific DNA binding
Source: RefSeq, a predicted model, not a curated record